Molecule: messenger RNA, 561 nt
Organism: Danio rerio (zebrafish)
Lineage: Eukaryota; Metazoa; Chordata; Actinopteri; Cypriniformes; Danionidae
Source: RefSeq, a predicted model, not a curated record
AGCAUUUCAAAGAAAUGGGAAAUUGAAACUGCUGAAAGUGUAACUGGGAACUGUGCCCAUGUGUGAUGCUGAUUUACAAGCAGGGAAACAUCUUCAGAGUUUAUGGCUUCAAACGGUCAUCAAAACCUUCAACAAUGAAGACUGCUGCACUUUUGUUUUUCUGGCGUGUCUGCUUGCUACACAAGUGCAUGGGCAAAAAAAGAUUAACAGGUGCUCGUGUGUCGGUAAAGGCCUGGACAGGGUUGUACUGAGGAACAUUGAGAAGUUUGAAAUCAUCCAUCCAAGUCCAUCUUGUGGAAAACAGGAUGUGACCAUGAAGAGCUCAUUGCAGAAAUGCUUAAACCCAGAGUUUAAAUUCACCAAGCCGCUAAUCAGGAGGGCUCUUGAAAAGAUAUUAGUAUUUUAACACUUUUUGUAGUCUGUAGUUAUCAAAUAUGAUAUGGCUAUUUCUGAAAUUAAUCAAUUAAAUAAAAAGUCUGAUGAUGAAGUGUGUGUGGUCUUUUCAGGAUCCAGCAAUAAGCCAUUAAAGGACACCCUGUUAGAUACUGUAAAACCACCAUG